Messenger RNA from Prorocentrum cordatum, 360 nucleotides. Lineage: Eukaryota; Dinophyceae; Prorocentrales; Prorocentraceae. The record is from the annotation of a GenBank genome assembly.
AUGGUCGGCACUUACGCUCCGGUGCCCUUGCAGGGCCUGGCGGCGCCGCCGCCGCGGCUGCGAGGGCCCGCCGCGGUGCCCGCGGUGGCGGCGUCCAGCGCGCGGCUGCCCGCUGGGGCGGGGCCAGCGCAGCAGCACUACAGGCCUCUGGCCACGCAGGCACGCGCCACGCCGGCGGCCGUGUGGCACGCCGCUCCCGAGCCAGCGGCGGCGUGCUUCGGCGGAGUGCCAGGCGCGGUGCACAGGCCCCCCGCCUCGGUGCAAUCCUCGCAGGCCCAGGAGCCGCUCGCCCGGGCAGCGGGCGGCCUGCGGGCGAGCCCGCAGGAGCCCAUCACGAGAGCGCUGUUGGCGCGCAGGUGA